Rhinopithecus roxellana (golden snub-nosed monkey) is the source of this 957-nucleotide messenger RNA. Its product is annotated as olfactory receptor 2S2-like. Gene Ontology annotation, molecular function: G protein-coupled receptor activity; olfactory receptor activity. Gene Ontology annotation, biological process: G protein-coupled receptor signaling pathway. Gene Ontology annotation, cellular component: membrane. The record is from RefSeq and is a predicted model, not a curated record. Lineage: Eukaryota; Metazoa; Chordata; Mammalia; Primates; Cercopithecidae.
AUGGAAAAAGCCAAUGAGACCUCCCCUGUGAUGGGGUUCAUUCUCCUGGGGCUCUCUGCCCACCCAGAGCUGGAAAAGACAUUCUUCGUGCUCAUCCUGCUGAUGUACCUGGUGAUCCUGCUAGCCAACGGGGUCCUCAUCCUGGUGACCAUCCUUGACUCCUGCCUGCACACACCCAUGUACUUCUUCCUGGGGAACCUUUCCUUCCUGGACAUCUGCUUCACUACCUCCUCAGUCCCACUGGUCCUGGACAGCUUUUUGACUCCCCAGGAAACCAUCUCCUUCUCAGCCUGUGCUGUGCAGAUGGCACUCUCCUUUGCCAUGGCAGGAACAGAGUGCUUGCUCCUGAGCGUGAUGGCGUUUGAUCGCUAUGUGGCCAUCUGUAACCCCCUUAGGUACCCCAUGAUCAUGAGCAAGGCUGCCUGUGUGCCCAUGGCUGCCAGCUCCUGGGCUAUUGGUGGUGCUGCUUCCGUGGUACACACAUCCUUGGCAAUUCAGCUGCCCUUCUGUGGGAACAACGUCAUCAACCACUUCACCUGUGAGAUUCUGGCUGUUCUCAAGUUGGCCUGUGCUGACAUUUCCAUCAAUGUGAUCAGCAUGGAGGUGACAAAUGUGAUCUUCCUGGGAGUCCCGGUUCUGUUCAUCUCUUUCUCCUAUGUCUUCAUCAUCACCACCAUCCUGAAUCCCUCAGCUGAGGAGAGGACAAAGGCCUUCUCCACCUGCUCUGCCCACCUCACUGUGGUCAUCGUCUUCUACGGGACCUUAUUCUUCAUGUAUGGGAAGCCCAAGUCUAAGGACUCCAUGGGAGCAGACAAAGAGGAUCUUUCAGACAAACUCAUCCCUCUUUUCUAUGGGGUGGUGACCCCCAUGCUCAACCCUAUCAUCUACAGCCUGAGGAACAAGGACGUGAAGGCUGCUGUGAGGAGCCUGCUGAGACCAAAAGGCUUCACUCAGUGA